AUGGCUUCCUAUACAGCGAUUUGGUGCUGUGUCGCAGUUUUAGUGGUAGUAGGAGUAAACUGUAUGGAAAAUGAAGAAAACUUAAUUAGAGAGAGAAUAGAAAAGUUGGAAGCAUUAAAUGAUAAUCUCAAACAACAACUUAAUGGUCAAAAAAUCGUUUAUAAUGAUCUUCUAAAUGAGUUGGCAACGUCAUCGGAUUUUACAGUAAGGGACAAUGAUCAUCAAAAGAGACAGUCAUUGACAUGUGAUGGUCCUGUGGUGUUCCAUGCCAGACUUCAGAAUUCCAUUUACCCUAUUGGAACCAAUCAGAUUAUUGCCUAUGAAGACGUUGUCACCAAUGUUGGUAAUGGGUAUGAUUCAUUUACUGGUCUCUUCCGGGCGCCAGUAGGGGGAGCUUACGAAUUCGUCGCUACCAUGUGGUCGUCCGACGGCAAUUAUCUGGAAUUUGAAAUGGUUCGAAAUGGUGUGGACUUGUGCUACGGAAGGGCUAGUCAAUCAAACCAGACCAUGGGAACGUGUGUUAGUAUGGUGGAAUUGUCAGCUGGAGACAGGGUAUGGGUCAGGCAUCUCAGUGGCAGGGGUACCUAUGCCAACGGUGCGGACUAUCCAUCUUUCGUUGGUCAUCUUAUCGUAUAAAUUAUUUACGUAAACAAA
Molecule: messenger RNA, 654 nt
Organism: Ylistrum balloti
Lineage: Eukaryota; Metazoa; Mollusca; Bivalvia; Pectinida; Pectinidae
Product: C1q-related factor-like
Exons: 2
Coding region: 1-636 (211 amino acids)
Molecular function (GO): protein binding
Source: RefSeq, a predicted model, not a curated record